AUGGGUAAAAAGAACAAGAAGUCCGCCGAGCACAAGGAGCGUGUAGCGGCCAAGCAAUCAAAAAAGGCGGACAAAAAGGACAAGAAGCACAAGUCCAAGGGCAAGGAUGCAGACAGUGACGCCGAAGACGCUGAUCUCGACGCCAUUCUCGCCCAAUACGCAGAGGAGCAGGCCCGAUUCCUGAAGGUCACCGAGGUUGUCUCUGAGCCACCAACCCCUCGAUCUUCUGCUACUGUGCUCGCGUCGCCAUCUAACAGGAACGAGCUGCUUAUAUAUGGUGGGGAGUACUUUGAUGGCACGCUGGCGACAUUCUUUAACAACCUAUACGUCUACCUCAUUGAUAGAGGCGAAUGGCGCGAGGUUACGAGUCCCAACAGUCCACUGCCUCGCAGUGGGCAUGCUUGGUGCCGUGGAGGGAACACAGGUGGUGUCUAUCUAUUCGGUGGCGAGUUCUCGUCACCGAAACAGGGGACUUUCUACCACUACAAUGAUUUCUGGCACCUUGAUCCGGCGACAAGAGAGUGGACGCGCCUUGAGACGAAAGGCAAGGGCCCUCCCGCAAGGAGUGGGCACAGAAUGACAUACUACAAGAACUACAUCAUCCUCUUCGGCGGCUUUCAAGACACGUCCCAGCAAACAAAGUACCUCCAAGACCUCUGGAUCUACGACACCUCCAAAUACACCUGGUACAACCCGCAGCUGUCAACCGCGUCCCAAAAGCCCGAUCCCAGGUCCUCCUUCUCGUUCCUUCCCCACGAAUCCGGAGCCGUUCUGUAUGGCGGGUACUCGCGCGUCAAAGUGACCGCAGGAGCCGGUGGCAAGCCAACGAAGGGUGGGCCACAGCGCAUGACCAUGAAGCCCAUGGUGCAUCAAGAUACGUGGUUCCUGCGCAUAACGCCGCCCGCACCAGAAGCACCCUCGAACUCGCCACCGUCAGUCCGCUGGGAGCGCCGUAAGAAGCCUGCAAACGCGCCGAACCCGGCGAGGGCCGGUGCGACGAUGGCGUAUCACAAGGGCCGCGGUAUUCUGUUUGGUGGUGUCCACGAUGUCGAGUUGAGCGAGGAGGGGAUCGACAGCGAGUUCUUCAAUACGCUGUUUGCAUGGAAUACGGAUAGGAAUCGAUUUUUCCCUCUUACGCUGCGCCGGCCUAAGAAUACGGGCAAGAGCCAGCAGAACCAAGCAAAGUCCCGGAACAGAGGAAAAGCAGACGAGGAAGAGCUGCUGCAGAAUCUCAAGGCAUUAGAAGCCAGAAAGGGAAUCCGCACGGACGGAGAUGAUUCCGACGAUGAUAUCCUACCCAAACAAGAGGACGAGCCCGUGGAGCCGGAGAAGCCGGCUAUCGUACGCUUCGAGAUGCCGCACAUGCGCUUCAAUGCGCAACUAGCGGUGCAGGAAGACACGCUCUUCGUCUUUAGCGGGACGUAUGAGAAGGGAGACCGCGAGUUCACGUUCAACGACUUGUACUCAAUUGACCUGGGCAAGAUGGACGGCGUCAAGGAGAUCUUCUACAAUGAGCCCGGCAACUGGCAUCUGCUUAAUGAGGCGGAUAGUGAUGACGAGAUGGAUGAGGAGGAGGAAGAGGAGGGCGAGGAGGAUGACGAUGAAGACGAGGAUGCCAUGUCCCUUGACACGGCCUCUGCUGCGCCUACCGAGAGUACAGAGGCCACUGUACCAUCUGUGACCAAGGACCUGGAACAGCUUGACGUUGAGGAGCAAGGUGCUGAUCAAGGUGCUGAGCCAUCUGUUCAGGAUAGCAGGCCUCUUCCGCGUCCAUUCGAGAGUCUGCGUGAGUUCUUUAGCCGGACGUCGGAGGAGUGGCAGAAAAUACUGCUUGAUACGUUGAAUGAGAGGGGCGCGGCUGUGGAUAAGAAUAUCAAGGAGCUCCGCAAAGAUGCGUUCAAUAUGGCGGAGGAGAAGUGGUGGGAUAGCAGAGAGGAGAUUAUGGCCUUGGAAGAUGAGCAGGAGGCCGCAGGCAUUGGGGAGGUUGUCAGUAUUGCUGACAGGGGCGAGAAUGCCGGAGGUGCUGGGAGGCGGAGGUGA
Messenger RNA from Aspergillus mulundensis, 2040 nucleotides. Its product is annotated as putative Kelch repeats protein. The record is from RefSeq and is a predicted model, not a curated record. The transcript is spliced from 2 exons. NCBI's taxonomy places the organism in Eukaryota, Fungi, Ascomycota, Eurotiomycetes, Eurotiales, Aspergillaceae. Gene Ontology annotation, molecular function: protein binding. The coding region runs from base 1 to 2040 and encodes 679 amino acids.